AAAGAAAAUUGGCGGGCGCGAACCCCACUAAGCGGUGGAAGCAGGCUCUAUUUCUGCGCAUCGCCGUCAAACGAAGCGCAAAGUAAACAAAGAAAAAAGAGAAAAAAAAAAGAAUACGACAAAGGGGAAAAUAGAAACCUUAAGAAAUGGCCAAGAAAGCACCGUCGAAACACUCCCGAGCGGCGCGCCGGGCGACCUCGCCCAGCAUCAACACGGACAAGUCGCUCAAGGAGGUGCGGCUGCCGGAGCAGUCGAUAAACCAGCGACCGGCCGUGCUGGCCGCACACCACCACGCUGGCGUCUCCAAGAAGCAAAAGCACCGCAAGAGCCAUAUGACGUCCAAGAUGCGCCGACGCCAGGAGAAGAGCAUGGACCGCGCCGAGGCUGUCAUGGACCGGACGGCCAAGAAGACGGAGAAGAGCUUCGGCCAGGCCAAGACGGUCGAGGGCAGGAGGAAGGCUUGGGACGACAUCAACGCCCAGGCUCUGGGGGCGGAGAAGGGGGAGAAGAAGUCCAAGAAGCAGCUCGAGGCCGAGGCGGAGCAGGCAGAGGUCGACAAGUUCUUUGCAAAGGAAGACGAUGAUGCGGCCAUGGGCAACGCUCCGGUCGACGGGGUCGUGUCAAAAUUCGAUGCGAUUUCUGAAAGUGCGCAACCAGCAACAACAGCAACAAGCGACGAUGACGAAAUGUUGUGAUUUUUUUACCGAGUGUGUUUUUUUUCUUCUUUGGUUCGGAUAUAUUGGGCUGGAGCUUCGGGCGGUGACUUGCACCAAGAAAGCAUACAUGACGGCGUUAACGGUUGGCUUACUGGGGUACAAUCUGCCACUUAUGGACAUUAAAUGCAUCAGUAAUGAAAGAAUCAUGACCACG
Pyricularia oryzae 70-15 is the source of this 870-nucleotide messenger RNA. RefSeq lists its product as uncharacterized. The coding region runs from base 147 to 695 and encodes 182 amino acids. Gene Ontology annotation, cellular component: preribosome, large subunit precursor; nucleolus. NCBI's taxonomy places the organism in Eukaryota, Fungi, Ascomycota, Sordariomycetes, Magnaporthales, Pyriculariaceae. The transcript is spliced from 2 exons. Gene Ontology annotation, biological process: ribosomal large subunit export from nucleus. The record is from RefSeq and is a predicted model, not a curated record.